Molecule: messenger RNA, 1544 nt
Organism: Paramecium pentaurelia
Lineage: Eukaryota; Ciliophora; Oligohymenophorea; Peniculida; Parameciidae
Source: the annotation of a GenBank genome assembly
UAUGAGAUAACAAUCACCUAAUUUAAAAUAAUCAAGGGCAAGUUCAGCUUAACAAAAUAAUUCUGUUGCUGUUAGUCAGAUUGAAAAAUCAAAAAUUGAGAAAUAGUAAUAGGCUGUUACUAAACAUGAUAAAAUGAAAAGCUAUGCAAAAGAAUAAUAGAAUGUUUCAAAAAAACAUGAAACUGUAUAAUAUGAAAUUGACCUAUUAGAUAGAACCUACUAAAUUAAUUGAAUAGAAUAUGAAAUUAAAAGAGUAAUUACAAGAAUUAAUAGUACAUCUUGAUAAUAUUGUUAAAAAUUAAAAAGAAAAGUAAAAAGUUGAAAAAGAAAAGAAAUUUGCUAAGCCUUUAGAACCUGCAGAUAAGAAAUCAAUUUUGAAUUAACAAGAAAAAUAAAUUAAUGAUAAUAUUGCACAAAUCAAAUUAUUAUCAAAGUAAUUAGAAUAAACUUAUGAUAUUAAUAAGUAAUUAUAAUUGUUAAUAGUUAGAAUUAAAGAAAAGGAAGAUAAGAAAAGAUAUUUAGAAAAUGAAUAUUAAAAGUUAUACAAAGAGUAUGAAUCACAGUAGAAGAUUGAUUAAAAAUAAAAUGAAGGAUUAAAAUAAAUGGACUUGAAAGAAUAAUAAUAAAUUAUUGCUUAACUUAAAAAAGAAUUAUAGGAAGAAUAAAAAACAUCUAGAAAUUUAAUUGAAGAAAUCAAUAAGUAUGAAAAAGAUGUUCAAAAAUUUCAUAAUGAAAGAGUAACUAAAUUAAAACAAAUAUCAGAUCUCUAAUAAAAAAUUGCAUAGAAAAAAAGAAAUAAAUAAGCUGAAGAAGAAGUAGAUGAUAAUAAAUUAAAAUAACUUGAAGAUGAAAUAAUUGAACUAUAAAAAAAAAAAGAUGAAUAAAUGAAAAAUUAUAGUGAAAAAUAUAAAAAAUUAGAAUAUGAUAGAAAUUAAAUGAAAAAUGAAGUUGAAAAAAAGAGAAUGUUAAUGAUUAAAUUAGAAAGAGAUACUAAAAUCAAUAGAGUUUUUAUACAUGAAGCAAAUAGAUAUUUGAGAUUGGAAGAUAAAAAUUCAUAAAGAUCAAGUAAACCUGUUUUCUCAGCACCUAGAAAACCUACAACACCUAGAAAAGAGACUCCAUCUCCUAAAUCAGAUAAAGGAUCAAUAAGAAAAAAUCCUUCUUAAAAUAAAGUCGAAACUAUCAAAGAAGAAUAAUUUGAAGAAACAGUACCAAAUUUAGAAAUUUAACAAUAAAACUUAAGAUAACCAAGAUCAAAAGAAUAAACUGAUAAAAAUACACAUUAACAUAAAGAUAUUAAAAAUUAAGAGAUAUCAGAAUCUAUUGAAAAUAAGGAAGAGUAAUAAGAAAAUAUAUAAAUUGAAAAACCUAUUGAAUAACAACAUUCACUUCAUACUAAUAAUGAAGAAGAAACUAAAAGUUUGAUUGAUUAGAAUGAUAAUAACACAUAACAAAAUCAAUAAAUUCAAUAGCCAAAGUAUAUAAAUAUAUUUAAUAUUAAGCAUUUAUAGAAAACCAAUGAUGAUGUUAAAAAAAAAGUGAUA